AAGCUCAGAGAAAAAAUGGCUAUUGUUGAGUCGCUGCUGCAGUUUCCCAGCACAGGUACAUUACUGGGGGCUUUGCUGUUGCUUCUGGUUUUGUAUUUGCUGUCUUCUCAAUCCAAAUCUCAGAAAGAGAGGAAAGAGCCACCGGGACCCAAACCACUGCCACUGGUGGGGAACCUGCUGACCCUUGACCUCACGAGACCCUUUGACACCUUUUUUGAGCUGUCUAAAAACUACGGGAACAUAUUCCAAGUGUUUUUGGGUCCCAAAAAAACAGUGGUCCUAGUUGGAUACAAAACCAUCAAAGAAGCUCUUGUGAACUAUGCAGAAGAGUUCGGCGACAGAGAAAUUGCACCUAGCUUCAGGAUAACGAACGGCAAAAAUGGGAUCAUCUUCUCCAACGGAGAAAACUGGAAAGAGAUGCGACGCUUCGCUCUCAGCAACCUGCGGGACUUUGGGAUGGGCAAGAGAGGAAGUGAAGAGAAAAUCAUAGAAGAAAUUCAGUAUCUGAAAGGAGAAUUUGAUAAGUUUGAAGGAAAAGCCUUCGACACGACACAGCCUGUGAACUACGCUGUGUCAAACAUCAUCUCAUCUAUCGUGUACGGCAGCAGAUUUAAAUACACAGACCCUGAAUUCACUCAAAUGGUUGACAGAGCAAAUGAAAAUCUUCGGGCUGGUGGAUCGACUUCUGUGAUGCUGUGCAACAUAUUUCCGUGGUUGGGUUUGUUCCUGAAAAACAAAAAGAAUGUUCUAAACAAUAUUCUGCAAAAUAGACAACAGAUGAUGAAGUUGAUCAAUGCGCUUCAGGAGACUCUAAAUCCACACGACAGCAGAGGAUUUGUUGACUCUUUUCUCAUUCGCAAACAGAACGAUGAGAAAUCUGGCAAGAAGGACUCAUACUUUCACCAGGACAAUCUUAUGUUAUCUGUGUCAAAUCUGUUUGUUGCUGGUACUGACACCACGGGAACAACUCUGCGUUGGGGUUUGAUGCUUAUGGCCAAAUACCCUCAUAUACAGGAUCGAGUUCAGGAGGAGAUUGACAGAGUCAUCGGUGGACGUCAGCCAGUGGUGGAAGACAGAAAGAAAUUACCGUAUACAGAUGCUGUGAUCCAUGAAACCCAGAGAUUGGCUAACAUAGUACCCAUGAAUCUCCCUCACGUAACCAGCUGUGACGUUACCUUCAAUGGAUACUUCAUCAAGAAGGGCACCACUAUAGUUCCUCUGCUGACAUCUGUUUUGAAGGAUCCAAGUGAAUGGGAAAAACCAAACAGCUUUUACCCUGAACACUUCCUUGAUGAGAAGGGCCAGUUUGUCAAGAGAGAUGCUUUCAUGCCCUUUUCUGCAGGACGCAGGGUUUGUGUUGGAGAGAGUUUGGCCAGGAUGGAGCUCUUCCUGUUUUUCACCUCCCUCCUUCAGUGCUACCGCUUCACAACUCCACCUGGAGUUUCUGGAGAUGAGCUGGAUCUUAAAGGAGUAGUCGGACUCACGUUGAAUCCAUCGCCACACAAGCUGUGUGCGAUCCGGCGCUCCUGAAUCAAGUUUAUAUCAGCAGUCCUUAAAUUCUUGCACUUUCUGAGUAAUAUUCUUGUCUCUGUCAUUUGUAAGCUCUUUAAGUAGCUGUGUUUUCUUGAAGCUCUCCGACUGAAAAUGGUAACCAAAAGCUGCACAGUGUGUUUUAUUUUCAGAGUUGCACUGCGGUAAAAAUAGCAACAGGUAGUGGCUCACUGAGUGUAGCCAUUUUACGUCAUCAAAAUAAUGGCGCCCCCCCCAUAGUCCAAAAUAUGUAGAAAACAAUGAGGAUUUUUUAAAUAACGCAAAUCUUUCAUGGGUUUUCUGCUACAUAUUUCAGUAAGAGACACCAUACGUUAUAUUAAGCCAUACAAGUCUUAAUACCCAGGGUUCCCUUUAAGAAUUUUGAUGGCAGCCAGUCAAACACAAUACACAUAUAUAGUUUUAAAGCACCAUACCAGCCCUGUAUUAUUUAUUGGGUCACUUUGAUUUAAAGGAUGACUUCCAUCAGAAUCACAUGGUGGCAUUCGAAAAAAAACAACACAUGGAUUCAGCUGGUAGACUUGCAGUAUGGUGUAUAUAUAUCCACACAUAAUCCAAUUUGUUUAGUGACUUUCUACGCACAAUAUGAGUCAAUAAGACGGGCGAAUAAUGGAGGCCAUAGUUCAUUUUGCAGAGUUUUACGAGUAUAUUACUCUCAGCAAAAAUGUACAAAGCUGUAACUGGGGCUGUACAAAAGCUAAAGGACAUGUCUUUCUGUCACAUUUACCCCUGAAUAGUACAUACCAUUGAGGUCAAAAGUUUACAUGUACCUUGCAGAAUCUACAAAAUGUUAAUUAUUUUACCAAAAUGAGAUACAAAAUGCGUGUUGUUUUUAUUUAGUACUGACCUGAAUAAGAUAUUUCACAUAAAAGACAUUUACAUAUAGUCCACAAGAGAAAAUAAUAGUUGAAUUUAUUAAUAAAAAUGACCCCGUUUAAAAGUUUACAUGCACUUGAUUCUUAACACUGUGUUGUUACCUUGAUGAUCCACAGCUGCGUUUUUUGUUUAGUGAUAGUUGUUCAUGGGUCCCUUGUUUGUCCUGAACAGUUAAACUGCCUGCUGUUCUUCAGAAAAAUCCUUCAGGUCCCAGAAAUUAUUUUGUUUUUCAGCAUUUUUGUGUAUUUGAAGAUUUUCCAACAAUAACUGUAUGAUUUUGAGAUCCAUUUUUUCACACUGAGGACAACUGAGGGACUCAUAUGCAACUAUUACAGAAGGUUCAAAUGCUCACUGAUGCCACAGAAGGAAAAAAAAUGCAUUAAGAGCUGGGGGUGAAAACUUCUGAACAAAAUUUUGCCUAAAUAUCAUAUUUUUUUCCAUUAAGUACUCCCCUUCAGAAGCUACAGAAGAUACCUACAUAUUUCCCAGAAGACAAAAAAGUCAAAUUUACCCUGAUUUUCAAAUUCAAAAAGUUUUCACCCCUGGCUCUUACAGUUUUUCUGAAUAGCUAAAACACAUUUUUUUAAAACCAUCACUCAUUUUCUCAAAACCUUAAACGCAAAUCCAAAUGUUCAAACUAAAUUCACAAAACCUCUGACUUUUCUGGCAAAAUCAAACAAUCUCUUCAAAACCAUUUCACCUGUACUCAAAAUCAAACAAAGCUUUCAAUAUCAUACACAUAUUAGUCAAUACUAUACACACUACAGAUCAUUCAUUGGACACUACAUCAAAAAUUGGAGAACACAGUGCCAGUGCAUGUAGUUUUUUGCGAUUAAAAAAAAGGUACAUAAACAUACACACACAAAAUCACAAAAACACCUAAGUUUGGUGAAUAUACCAAAAAAAAUAAAAAGGAAAAAAAACACACAUAUGUAUAUGUGUUUGUGUACAUGUAUAUCUAUAUCUGUAUCGGUACACAGAUGUCACGGUUGAAGUAAUCGCACCGGCGCAAACAAACACAAAACAUAUCAGUUCCAGGCACCUAGCAUUGCUAACUUGACAGCACAGUGGUUACUUUAUCAAAAUAAAACACAGUGAACCAAACAUCAGUGCCCACCUCACUGUGUCACUGUUACAACGCCACUGAAAGUCUAUAAUUUACAUA
This is a messenger RNA of Labeo rohita (rohu), 3589 nucleotides long. Its product is annotated as cytochrome P450 2K1-like. Gene Ontology annotation, biological process: xenobiotic metabolic process. Bases 16 to 1530 code for a protein of 504 amino acids. Gene Ontology annotation, molecular function: iron ion binding; heme binding; oxidoreductase activity, acting on paired donors, with incorporation or reduction of molecular oxygen, reduced flavin or flavoprotein as one donor, and incorporation of one atom of oxygen. Lineage: Eukaryota; Metazoa; Chordata; Actinopteri; Cypriniformes; Cyprinidae. The transcript is spliced from 9 exons. Gene Ontology annotation, cellular component: intracellular membrane-bounded organelle; cytoplasm. The record is from RefSeq and is a predicted model, not a curated record.